Messenger RNA from Knipowitschia caucasica, 369 nucleotides. Lineage: Eukaryota; Metazoa; Chordata; Actinopteri; Gobiiformes; Gobiidae. The record is from the annotation of a GenBank genome assembly.
AUGUUCCCAGAGCUCUCGUCGCUGCUAAAACGUUUUCAUAUCGCUUUCGCCUUCAGGUGUCCUCUUCAGACCAGCGCCCUCAGCUCAGCUUUGCCCAGACUCCUGCACCUGUCCAUGGGGAGUAUUCUGACCUUGCAGCUGCUCCCAGUCCCGGUGCGCGGCAGGCCCAGUUUAGAUGUGCCGCAGUGGGGAGCCGGAGUGCUAAUGCAGUCUGGAGGGCUGGGCGUUUCACACUCUGCACGGUUCAACACCUGUUUGAUCCGUGUGCACGCGCCCCAGAUCCCACAUAAUCUGGGAGCGCUGAAGGCUAACCGCUCGCGUCAGUCACUUUUCAGCAGGAUAUUUAUAGACGCUUAUAUGGGGCUAUAG